AUGGAAGCGACGGCGUCGACGUACCCGCCCCCGCCGCCCUACUACAAGCUCUAUGCCGCGUACGACCCUCACACGCGCACAGGCGGCCCGCCCCCGCCUCCCGCCAUCGCCGGCGACUACGUGUCCUUCGGAGCGCCGUACAACACGGAGGAUCGGCUGCCGAGCCUGGAGGAGCAGGGCGUGCGACAGCUGUUCCCCUCCACCAAGAACAUCAACACUCGCGCAGAGCUGAAGGCACUGGGGCGGGAAUUAGGCCUGCUGGUGCUGGAGCUGGCGGACGUGCUGGUGGAGCGACCAUCACAGGCAGGGCGGUGUGUGGAGGAUAUCUCGCUGCUCUUCACCAACCUGCACUUCCUCCUCAACUCGCUGCGCCCCCACCAGGCGCGGGCAACACUAACACACAUACUCAAGACGCAGCUGGAGAUGCGAAAGCAGUCCUUACAAGGCAUCAAGGAGCAGCGAGCGGCGGUGUGGGAGGUGCUGCGGCUGGCAGUGGGAGAGGUGGAGCAGGCCACACGAGAGGAGGCUGGAGCAGGGGGCGCAGGUGGGGAUAGCAAAGGUGGUACAGAGGGGGCAGAGGUGGAGGGAGGGGGGAGCGGCAAGCAGUAA
This is a messenger RNA of Closterium sp. Yama58-4, 609 nucleotides long. NCBI's taxonomy places the organism in Eukaryota, Viridiplantae, Streptophyta, Zygnematophyceae, Desmidiales, Closteriaceae. The record is from the annotation of a GenBank genome assembly.